CAUUCAGAAUUAUCCCUCAUAUCAAACUAUACAUACAACAACUCUCCAGCUAGCAAACACGACAGAAAUAUAUAUAUAUAUUACUUUCCAUUCCAAAUUACAACAGCAAGUUAGAGUUCAAUUAGUUUUUUUUCCAAAUUGUUAACAUUAAAUGUCUGCCAAGAGUGGAUCCAACGAACUAAGCCCAGACGAGAGGGCUCUGGCUGGUGUUAAUUUGUUAUUGAAAAGCGAUUACAAAUCGCUUAAAGAAUUGCGUAAUGGAGCGGUCUGGUGCCAUCUGCUCGAUCGGAUAUUGCCGGGCAGUGUUCGUCUGGAAUUGGUUAGUGAAUAUAGCACUAAUCUCACCGACUGGCAUGCGAACUAUCAUCUGUUGCACACCUCAUUGAGGCAGCUGCACAUACCAAUGAUCCUUCGAGUACACGAAAUAAUUGAUGGCGAUGCUGAACAAACUAUGCAUUUAGUUUAUUCCUUUCUGGAGCUUUAUGUGCGUAAGGAAACUCUGGGCAGUCAGUUAUCGCUGCCAAAGAAGUCGGAUAAACUGCUGCCACGAAUAGGCAGUUCCUGUUUCGUACUCAUUCCGAAAUUGAAAAAUAUCCUAGCAAUUUUCCAUGACGAGAAGGUGAAGCAACACCAAAUUGAGCAGGCAGAAAAUAAUGAUGAAAAAGAAGUGACAAUUGCUAAAAUAGUGGAAAAGCAGCCCAAGAAACGACCUUGGCUAUUGGAUCGAGCUGGAUUCUGGUCAGCGACCAGUCGGCGUAGUUGUUUUCUACCAAAACGUUUAUUCACAAAAAUAGGAAAACGCAUGGCGGCAGGACAUCAGGAAGAGGAGGAGCCAUUGCAAUUGCAAGUGCAACAUUUGUUGGGACAGCAGCAUUCGCAGAUUAUGCCAAGUGAAACACAAACAAGUCGAUCUGAACCCGAUGGACAACAAGUCCUUGAGACACAGCCACAGCAAAAGCAACAAAUUGUUUUAAAAAAAAAGCCUCAAAUCGAUAAGUCACUGGAACGGCAGCUAAUUCAAGAAUGUUCUGAACUGGAAAGGGCCGAGCUAUUCAUGGAACGUCUUUGGUUACAAUGUCGCGAAAGGCGUAAACAUGCCCAUAACAACAAGAACAACACGAAAUGGCAACUUUAAUUGCCAUAACAUCGAGGUGUGAAGUGAAGUGUGCCACGAAAAGGGAUGCCGCGUUACUUUUUCCAUUGCCAGCUUUUGCUGUUUGUGUUGAUGCAAUUUGUACAAUCAUUGCCAGUAUCCAAUCCGGAGAUAUCCAACAAGGUGACAAAUUCGGUUAAUAGUAUCCAAGUGCAGCAGCAGCCACAAACAUCGAGCGGCAGUCAAGAUCUUCAUCUGAAUACGCUGAGUGCGUUUGCCAGCAGCUAUGACCAGGCUCAGCAGCUGCAGCAACAACAACAACAACAACAAUCCCUACCAAUUGAGUCCGGAUUUAAGCCAUCAUACAAAAUGCCCGAAAUGGAGACCAACUUCACACCCAUGCAGACAGCUGGCACUCCCAGUGUGGCCAGCUUGCCAUCGACGCCCAUGCUAAUGCAAUAUCUGCCAGCUCAAACCCUCCAGGAUGGCAGCGGGGCCGUUCAGUAUCUGCAGCUUAUACCCACCAGGCCGAUUAUAGUGCCAAUUAGUCCAUAUUUGGCAGCAGCAGCAGCCUCAGCAAACAAUGGCAAUGCGGCUCCAUCUUCACCACCAGCUGCCCCAUCCCUCACACCGCAUGCAAAUGCUCAGCCGGAUUAUAGCGGACGCAAUGCCGCCGUCCUCAGUGUAUCGCCGUCCAUCAAUUCUGGUAUUGGCCUUCACUAUGGUUCGCUGCAUCAUGGCUAUGCCGGUUCAAUAUCACCAGCGGCUGCUUAUCGCAACAGUUAUCGCAUCAAUCGUGAGGCCAAGGACAAACACUUCCCUCCCGCCUUUACACUGAAUCUCAAUGAAUAUAUACCGAGUGCCACGCUCCUUGGCGGCUCUUCAGUGGGAGGAUUGGGCGGAGCCAGUCAUGAUGUAACCGCUGCCAGCUCAGCUUCACACCCACAUACUCACAUGUAUAUUAGAGCCAGAACAACAUAGAUUUCUAGCAUCAACAAGUCCAAGCCAAAGGUCAUAUUAACCCAUGUUUACAAUUGUUGUUAAUCCUUUUGAAUAAAAUGUGCUGAAAGAAUUUCAAACCUUGA
Messenger RNA from Drosophila willistoni, 2178 nucleotides. RefSeq names its product tyrosine-protein phosphatase 99A. The transcript is spliced from 3 exons. Bases 1181 to 2074 code for a protein of 297 amino acids. Gene Ontology annotation, biological process: regulation of microtubule polymerization or depolymerization; protein localization to microtubule plus-end; spindle assembly. Gene Ontology annotation, molecular function: microtubule plus-end binding. NCBI's taxonomy places the organism in Eukaryota, Metazoa, Arthropoda, Insecta, Diptera, Drosophilidae. Gene Ontology annotation, cellular component: spindle midzone; microtubule plus-end; cytoplasmic microtubule. The record is from RefSeq and is a predicted model, not a curated record.